AGCCAGGAGAGGUUCCUGCCACCAAAACUGACAACCUGUGUUCGACACGCAGAACCACACGGCAGAAGAGCUGACCCCCAACAAGCUGUCCUCUGACCUCCACAUGUGAACCUUGGUGUGUGCAUGUGCAUGUGCGCGCGCGCGCACACACGCACAAGCACACAACAUGCGAUAUUAAAUUUUUUAUUUUGAAAAUGUAAUAAAAAAGUAAAGUUUGAGAAAGAGAAAGAGAAGAUGUUUGAUGUUUGGGGUGUCGCUGUGAAGUGCUGUCCUCCAGGUGAAAUGACUGACAUGAUGUUUGGGGUGUAGCUGUGAAGUGCUGUCCUCCAGGUGAAAUGACUGACAUGAUGUUUGGGGUGUGAAGUGCUGUCCUCCAGGUGAAAUGACUGACACGAUGUUUGGGGUGUAGUUGGCUGUGAAGUGCUGUCCUCCAGGUGAAAUGACACAAUGUUUGGGGUAUAGUUGGCUGUGAAGUGCUGUCCUCCAGGUGAAAUGACUGACAUGAUGUUUGGGGUGUAGCUGUGAAGUGCUGUCCUCCAGGCAUGAUGUAGCCAUUGAGCUCUUGGUAGAGGCUGUGCAUCUGUGGGGCAGAUCUAAACAGGAAAUUCUCUCUCUCUCUCUUGAUUUUGCUGUUAUUGUAAGACUGUCUUUAAAAAUAGUCUUUGUAGCCCAGCAUAGUGGUGCAGACUUUUAAUCCCAGCACUCGGGAAGCAGAGGCAGGUGAAACUCUGAGUUCAAGGCCAGCCUGGUCUACAGAAGGAAUUCCAGCACAGCCAGGACAACACAGAGAAACUCUGAAUCAGAGAGAGAGAAUUUAGUAAGGUGACCUCAUAAAAAUAGGUAUACAGAAAUCAAUAGUGAUAAUAAAUGAAGCAACAAUCAAUUAUACGAAACAAAUAACAGAGAUUUCUAAUAAACAACAAAAAGAUGAUAAGGCCAGGCAUGGUGGUGCACGCCUUUAAUCCCAGCACUCAGGAGGCAGACGCAGGCAGAUCUCUGAGUUCGAGGCCAGCCUGGUCUACAGAGUAAGUUCCAGGACAGCCAGGGCUACACAGAGAAACAGGGUAUGCAUAGGUGCUCUGCGUAAAUGUUGUGGCCGUUAGCUUGGUGUUCUUGUGAGUCUCCUAACUUUGGGAGUGGAUGUGUCUCUGACUUGUUUUGCCUGCUCUUGGGACUCUCUUCCUCCUGCUGGGUUGCCUUGUCCAGCAUUGUUCAGAGGGCUCUUGCCUUGCCUUAUUGUAUUUUGUUUUGUCAUAUUUGGUUGUUGUCUCUUGGAGGUCUGCUCUUUUCUGAUGGGAGAUAGAAAGGGAGUGGAUCCAGGGAAGAGGGGAGAUGAUAGGGGGAGCUGGGAGGGGCGGGUGGAGGGGAAACUGUAGUUGGGAUGUAUUGUAUGAGAGAAGACUCUAUUUUCAAUAAUAUAUAUAUACACAUACAUAUAUAAAUUAAAAGACAGUGAAAUAAGAAUAAACUUGCAAGGUGUGGUGGUUUAAAUGUAAUUGACCCCCAUAAGCUCACAGGGAGUGCCACCAUUAGGAGGUGUGGCUUUGUUGGAGUAGAUUUGGCCUUGUUGGAGGAAGUGUGUCACUGUGGGGGUGGGUUUUGAGGUCUCAUAUAUGCUCAAGCCAUGCCCAGUAUCUCAGACCACUUCCUGAUGCCUGUGAGUCAAGAUGUAAGGACUCUCAGCUCCUGCUCAGCACCAUGUCUGCCUGCAUACCACCAUGUCGCACAAUGAUGAUAACGGACUAAAUCUCUGAAAAUAUAAGCAUCCCAAUUAAAUGAUUCUCCUUCAUGAGAAUGGUGUCUCUUCACAGCAAUAGAAACCCUAACUAAGACGCAAGAUAUCGGAUACUUAUUGAGUAUGUGUGUGUGAGAGAGAGAGAGAGAUGGGUGGGGGCCUCAUGUAACCUAGACUGGACUGGAACUCACUACCUGGACAAGGCUGACUUUGAACUCCUGAUCCUCCUGCCUCCUUCCCAAGCUCUAGGAUGAGAGGCAUGUGUCACCUGGUUUCUUCAGUUCUAGGAACGGAGCCUCCUGCAUGCCCAGUGAGCCCUCGACCCACUGAGCCCCACCCACCUCCAACAUUUAUAUCAACAUAUUUUAAACCACUCCGGCAAGAAGCAGCGGAGAACCGGAGAACUGGCAGGAGAUGGGGUUUAUGCAGUUUCUUGGGGAUGGAGCUUUCCAGGGUGGGGACUGGUGGCAUUUCAAGUCUUGAGCUUGGGGUGAGCCCAGGGAUUGGUAGGUUUUCGAAUCCAGAGCUUGGACUCCCGUGUCUAGAGGGGCCGGGGACGGCCAUUGUGGCCGUUGGGGUCCUCAGGGGAGGGCCCUGACCACCUGAGUGUCUCGAGGGACUGAGUUUAUAGCUCAGCGGUGGAGCCCUUGCCUAGCAACCCCCACCCCAGCCCAACACAACAACAAAAAAGAUAAAGAGAGAAAGAACCUGGUCACGGCGCCAUUGCUGUGCAGCCCUUGAGACUGUCCACAAGGAGUUACCAACUGACCUCCAGAACUGUACCAUAGCAUGCACACACACUCAAGAGCAUACAUACAAACACAUCAUACAUACAUACCUAUGUAUAUACAUAUAUGAAUAUAAUAUAUAUGCAUGUGUAUAUAUAUAUGCAUACAUAUAAUAAAGGGUUUUUUUAUUAUUCUAAGUGCCCUCUUUCAGUGCGGAGCCUCGAGCACAGCAGGCCAGUGCUCUCCUGCUGAGGCCUGUUUCCAAUCCCAGAGCCUUUCUUCUGACCCGUAACCUCCCUCCUUCUCAUGACCAAUCGGGCCUAACCCUGUACAUUGUGUUAGAGCUCUGAGGGAAAAGUCUUUCUCAAUGGAAGAGUUACAGCUCUGAAGGGAAAGGAAGCCUGGCAGUCAGGAGCCAAGGAAUACCGCAGAGUCACACAAGAAAAACCCAGGAGGGAAGAACCAGGGAGGGCAGCGGCCUCUGCUCCGGCAAGAAGCAGCGGAGAACCGGAGAACUGGCAGGAGAUGGGGUUUAUGCAGUUUCUUGGGGAUGGAGCUUUCCAGGGUGGGGACUGGUGGCAUUUCAAGUCUUGAGCUUGGGGUGAGCCCAGGGAUUGGUAGGUUUUCGAAUCCAGAGCUUGGACUCCCGUGUCUAGAGGGGCCGGGGACGGCCAUUGUGGCCGUUGGGGUCCUCAGGGGAGGGCCCUGACCACCUGAGUGUCUCGAGGGGCUUACAGGCAUAACGCUUGGUCCCCAUUUAGGGCAAAGGCAUGCUGCUGGUCGUAAAAUCCGAGGGGGUGUGGUAGGGGAAUCCAAACAGAAUUUCUGGGUUGCACAACCUGGACAGACCUGAAGACAAUGAGUCAGCUUUGCCUCCAGCCUCUGGUCUUUGUGAGGCCAUGAUCUGAAACAGGUCCCCAGGCCCCCUUCCUCCCCUCCUCUGAGGUAAGUCAGCAUGCUCAACGCUAUUCAUCUGCCCAUCACACGGUGACAUAGGCACUGCCGUGGUCCUUCACCCACAUAAAACUUCUGAAGAGCCUGUGGGGCUGUGUGACCCAUGCUACUGGAAGAAUUUCAUACACACGCUCCACCCAGGAAAGAGGAUUACCAGGCAGGAGUCAGGGAGCAAAGUCCUGCCAUGGGAGGACGGGAGACUUACAUCUGCCAGACCAGCAGAGGCAAAAAGCCAGUGUCCCGGGACGCACCAGCUAGAGCGGGCAUCAUGGAUGUGCUGGUCCCGUUCCUGCAGCUGCUGGUGCUGCUCCUCACACUUCCGCUGCACCUGCUGGCUCUGCUGGGCUACUGGCAGCCCAUGUGCAAAACCUACUUCCCCUACUUGAUGGCCAAGUUAACAAAAAGCUCCAACAAAAAGAUGGAAGGCAAGAAACGGGAACUGUUUAGCCAGAUAAGUGAUCUUAAGGGGACCUCCGGGAAAGUGGCCCUGCUGGAGCUGGGCUGUGGCACCGGUGCUAACUUCCAGUUCUACCCGUCUGACUGCAAGGUCACCUGCGUGGACCCAAACCCCAACUUCGAGAAGUUCCUCACAAAGAGCAUGGCUGAGAACAGGCACCUCCAGUACGAGCGCUUCAUCGUGGCUUAUGGAGAGGACAUGAAACAGCUGGCGGACGGCUCCAUGGACGUGGUGGUCUGCACCCUGGUGCUGUGUUCUGUACAGAGCCCCAAAAAGGUCCUGCAGGAAAUCCAGAGAGUCCUGAAGCCGGUAAGCAAAGUAGCAAGGGUGUGGGCCUGGGGCAGGUGAGUCCGGCCUUGGCAGCUCCGGCGUUCAGGACCCCGGAUGGGGAAUCCCGGGAAGCUGAUGUAGCUUACCCUCUGACAGCAGAAUACGCCAUCAGAAUGGCCUGCGGUCUAGGAUCUGUGUGGGACAAUAGGAUGCUAUUAGGAAACACAGGGGAGUGUGCUCAGUGCAGUGGGGAGGGAGCUGUGAAGACACGGAAGACGGUGAGGUUUAAAAUGAAGCGUUAUGCUGCGGAGGAGGUGGGGGAACAGAAGGUUUUGAGUAGAAAUGUCAGGGGGAGUACGGUCUCUGAGAGGUUGAGCUGGGUGUGGAAAGAAAGGAAUUUAGGGCAAUUUCCAAAGUUUCUGGCUCGCACCACAGAAGGGGGAGUGGAUGAAAUGGCCACUUGCUGGAAUGGCAAAACUGUUCUGAACCGGUUGGGUCUCAGGAUCUGCUAAGACAUCCAUGCGGAGAAGCCACACGGGUCGUUAGAAAAUCAGGACAUGAUGUGGCCUGGAAAAAAAGAGCUAUGGCCAGUAUGACCUUUUAGUGGUAAUUCAGUAUGGGAGUGAAUGAAACCCCUGGGAAGAGGAGGGGGGCGGCGCUUGAGGAAGCCCUGCAGUAGCCAGAACCCUGGGGUAUCCUGGUUGUACUGGACACCAGAGUCUCAGGAGAGGCUGGGAUCAUGUCUCUAUCUAGCAGGUAUGUCUAACCCACAGCCCCUGGUUAGCUAUGAAAGUGACCCAACACAAAACUGUAAAUGUGUUUAAAAUACAGUGAGACUUUUUUGGGUGCCUUUUCGUAACUUAAUCACAAAGUUCUUGAGGGUGAACAUGGUAGACAACAAGUGUCGUGUCACAGUGCUGGAAGGUCCCACGCCUGGACAAACCCUCAGUGUCUCCUGUUCCCCUCCGUACGGUCCUCGUAGUCGUUCUGUGAAGAUCUCUCUCACCAGUCACGGCCGCCCAGUUACCAGAAGCUCCUUACAAGCACUGUGAGGGUGUGAGGAGGGCAGGAGCCCUUUGUUCCGUACACUCUCAGGCCAGAAGCUCUUACUUCAGAGAGAUCUGACAAGCUGGGUCUGAGAGAAGGAAGGGGGCGUGAGACCAAAAGAGCAACGUGGAGUAGAUAAGUGACCUUAACUCCCUCCUUCCUCCCUCCCAGGGAGGACUGCUGUUCUUCUGGGAGCACGUGGCUGAGCCUCGGGGAAGCUGGGGCUUCCUGUGGCAGCGAGUUUUUGAGCCCACCUGGAAACACAUCGGGGAUGGCUGCCACCUCACCAGAGAGACCUGGAAGGACCUUGAGAAGGCAGGGUUCUUUAAUGUCCAAAUGGAAUGGCAGCCCCCUCCCUUCAAGUGGUUACCUGUUGGGCCCCACAUCAUGGGAAAAGCUGUGAAAUAACCCUCCCCCAGGAGCCCAUCUGCUCCCUCCCUGCCUGUAGUCAGAGCCACCCCAGUGAGGUAAAGAAUGAGAGAACCUCCUCAGCACUGCUGCUGAGAUGACCAGCAGCCUCAGUUCCUCUUACACAGUGAGGCUUUCCUCCCUGCUUUCUCCAGAGGUAUAAAACUAUACAGUGCCAUACUGUCAACUGCAAAGCCCUGGACUUUGCCCACCCACCUUCUAGGACCCCUAUUCUCCCUUUGUCCCCGUGGUGAAGUUCUCACUGCUGUUCUUUUGAGACGACACCCAUGUGCCCCUUGGAACUAGUCACAAGCCAAUGCACGUAUUCCCUGCCAGACCUGCCAGACCACCUCAGCCUCCCUCCCUACUGCCCAUUCUGUCCUGAGCUUCAGAGGAACAGAGAGAAGGCAAACCCUCAGGAUGAGAGAACAGCACUCAAUAAA
Messenger RNA from Peromyscus californicus insignis, 6042 nucleotides. It is a transcript of the gene Tmt1b, whose product is annotated as thiol methyltransferase 1B. Gene Ontology annotation, molecular function: S-adenosylmethionine-dependent methyltransferase activity. The coding region runs from base 3521 to 4222 and encodes 233 amino acids. The transcript has a single exon. NCBI's taxonomy places the organism in Eukaryota, Metazoa, Chordata, Mammalia, Rodentia, Cricetidae. The record is from RefSeq and is a predicted model, not a curated record.